Molecule: messenger RNA, 291 nt
Organism: Scedosporium apiospermum
Lineage: Eukaryota; Fungi; Ascomycota; Sordariomycetes; Microascales; Microascaceae
Exons: 3
Coding region: 1-291 (96 amino acids)
Biological process (GO): defense response
Source: RefSeq, a predicted model, not a curated record
AUGCAGUUCACCAAGCUCUCCAUCACCGCUCUCUUCACCAUCCUCGCCGCCACUGCCAUGGCCGCUCCCGCCCCUGACUCUUCUGCUCCUGACUCUGUCGCUGCCCGCGAGGCUGCCCCUGAGCCGGAGGCCUACGAUGCUCCAGUGGGCUUGGAGAAGCGCGGUUUUGGAUGCCCUGGCAACGAAAAGAAGUGCCACAAUCACUGUAAGGGCAUUAAGGGCUACAAGGGAGGCUAUUGCGAUGGCCCGUACAUCCCGUUCGUCGGUCGCCCACGAUGCAAGUGCUACUAG